Hibiscus syriacus is the source of this 282-nucleotide messenger RNA. RefSeq names its product auxin-responsive protein IAA4-like. The record is from RefSeq and is a predicted model, not a curated record. The coding region runs from base 1 to 282 and encodes 93 amino acids. The transcript has 2 exons. Lineage: Eukaryota; Viridiplantae; Streptophyta; Magnoliopsida; Malvales; Malvaceae.
AUGGGUAGGGCCGCCGGUUCUUCACCGUCCUCCUCCUUCGAGAGCAGCAGCAACCACUACUUCGGCUCCGGCGCAGCUUCUUCUUCCAUGGAUUUCGGCACUGAUCUCAGACUCGGUCUCAGCAUUUCAGCCUCUCCACCUUACGCGAGGGAGCAGCAGCCGAUGUUAAGACAGGUGCUUGGUGAAGAAGAUGAGUGCAACAGUGCUACUUUAUUUGUUAAAGUUUACAUGGAAGGGAUUCCUAUUGGGAGAAAACUAAGUCCAAAUAAUAUAUGUCGAUGA